AUGUCGAAGACCAGCACCGUCUCAAUUUCUCCAAGACUGCCUCCUGAGCUCGAGAGAGAGAUUUUUGAGAUCGCUGCCUAUCAAGACCUGGGAAGUGCAUAUCAGCUUCUGUUUGUGGCAAAGAGGGUUUACCAAUGGAUUGAGCCCAUGGUUUACAGAGUGAUGUUGAGGUUCAGCGCAACUGAAGCCCGGAGGAGAAUUCAAGCACCGUAUCCACUUCUCGAACGGUUCGAAACCGGCCAAGAUCCUUCCCCUCGUCUCAGACAAGUCUCCUCCUACACUACCCAUCUUUUGCUCGAACGCGUAUCCUCUAAUACUGCCAUUGAAUUCCUUCAGCUGCACAACAACGUUCAAGACCUCGCACUCUGGAUCAUCAAAGGACGGCGUCUCGGAUGCCUAGCACGCACAUUAACCACGCUCAAACUUAAGCGUCUCUCGAUUACCGUCUGCUUGGCUCUCACUAAAGACAUUGGUGGCGAAUUCGAUCCCGCCCUGUUCCCAUAUCUGACGCACCUGGAGCUUUUCGACGCAGCCGGGGAGUUUUGGGAUAGAGUUGGGAGUAAGCUCCAUCUGCUGCCUUGCCUUUCUCACUUGGCCUUGAUAGGUGGGGGAGCGGAUAUCAGGAACUCCAUCGACACUCUCCUUCGCAAGUCCUUCACUCUGCGACUCUUGAUAAUUGGGUCGUGGAUACAGGAUGACUUCGAAUCUGAGGACCCUCGCGUGGUGGUCGUUGUCUUCACCCCUGCUUCGUUGAGGAUUGACGACUGGGAACGCGGAGCUCGUGGCGGGCGAGAUCUUUGGAUUGUGGCGGAGGACUUGCAGCGCGAGCGAGAGAAGAGGGAAAACUCAAGGACUGUCCACACCCACGAGUUACCUAUUUUAGCUUGUACAACCUCAAUUGGUUAUUAUACCGGAACUCUCCCUCCCAUUGCUAUUCAGGAGGAGCUUGUCAAAGGCUCUACAAUGUGCGGGCGUCCAAUGUACAGACCGCCAGACAUUUCACGACAUCGAGAUCUCUUGCGCACAUACACACGAAGAGGAACGACGUACACUACGAACAUCCGGCAACGCACGCCCCAGGAGGAGGCAUCUCUCUACUCUCUAUCGCUAGGCAGUCCUACGAUAAUUCCACCAUCUGGACCACUCUUAAUAGCAAGAUUUCCACUCUCACCCUCGCAACCCGGGGUCGUUAUUUUCCUCCUUCCAGGCUCGUCGCCGUAUCCAUCGAAACAUGCUUAA
Messenger RNA from Cyclocybe aegerita, 1239 nucleotides. The record is from the annotation of a GenBank genome assembly. Lineage: Eukaryota; Fungi; Basidiomycota; Agaricomycetes; Agaricales; Hemipholiotaceae.